This is a messenger RNA of Engraulis encrasicolus (European anchovy), 1722 nucleotides long. Its product is annotated as serine/threonine-protein kinase 3-like. Gene Ontology annotation, biological process: protein phosphorylation; intracellular signal transduction; protein tetramerization. The coding region runs from base 115 to 1692 and encodes 525 amino acids. The record is from RefSeq and is a predicted model, not a curated record. Gene Ontology annotation, molecular function: protein serine/threonine kinase activity; ATP binding. Gene Ontology annotation, cellular component: cytoplasm. The transcript is spliced from 11 exons. NCBI's taxonomy places the organism in Eukaryota, Metazoa, Chordata, Actinopteri, Clupeiformes, Engraulidae.
GCGAGCGAACCAAGAAUGAUAUUUGAAUACUUUGAAUUGUAGGCGUGCACGGACAAUACAUAUCACGCCUUUGAACAAUUGCUGUGCAGCGUCAGUGCUUUGGAGGGUCCAUAGAUGGAGAAUUCGGCGCCCAAAAGCGAGCUGAAGAAGCUGAGCGAAGACAGCCUGACCAAGCAGCCAGAGGAAGUCUUUGACAUGCUGGAGAAGCUCGGGGAGGGGUCCUAUGGGAGUGUUUACAAAGCCAUCCACAAGGAGUCGGGCCAGGUGGUGGCCAUAAAGCAGGUGCCCGUGGAAUCUGACCUGCAGGAAAUCAUCAAGGAGAUAUCAAUCAUGCAGCAGUGUGACAGUCCAUAUGUGGUGAAGUACUAUGGCAGCUACUUCAAGAACACGGACCUGUGGAUCGUCAUGGAGUACUGCGGCGCCGGUUCUGUGUCGGAUCUCAUCAGAGCACGGAACAAGACGCUCAGUGAGGAUGAGAUAGCCACAAUCCUCAAAUCAACCCUGAAAGGCCUGGAGUAUCUGCAUUUUAUGAGGAAGAUCCACAGGGACAUAAAAGCUGGGAAUAUUCUGCUCAACUCGGAGGGUCACGCGAAGCUGGCCGACUUCGGAGUGGCUGGACAGUUGACGGACACCAUGGCCAAGAGGAACACAGUGAUCGGCACCCCGUUCUGGAUGGCCCCGGAGGUGAUCCAGGAGAUCGGCUACAACUGCGUGGCAGACAUCUGGUCUCUGGGCAUCACUGCCAUAGAGAUGUCCGAGGGCAAGCCGCCCUACGCAGACAUUCAUCCCAUGAGGGCCAUCUUCAUGAUCCCCACCAACCCCCCUCCGUGCUUCCGGAGGCCUGAGGCCUGGAGUGAAGACUUCACAGACUUCAUCAGGAAGUGUCUGGAGAAGAGCCCAGAGCACAGGGCCACCGCCACACAACUCCUACAGCACCCGUUCAUCAAGAGUGCGAGGCCGGUGGUGAGUCUGAGGGAUGUGAUAGCGGAGGCCAUGGAGGCCAAGACCAAGAGGCACCAGGAGCUGCAGAGAGAGAUGGAGGAAGAGGAGGACAACUCUGAGUUGGAGGAGGAGGAAGAGGAGGAUGUGGAGGAUGUGGAGGUGGAUGCCCACACUAUGGUGAAGACCGGCUUGAGUAGCGGCGACCUCAGUGACAUCAGCAGUGACAGCAGCAGCAGCGUCACCACUGUGCGGGCAGCAGCCAGAGUUCCAAAGGGCCAGGAGAGGAAGGAAGUUCAGGACGUUCCGGAACACGGAACCCUGGACACCCUGGAAUCAGACCUGGGCACCAUGGUGAUCAACAGUGAUGAGGACGAGGUGACAGAUGACAACAGUAUCAUAAGGAACGUCACUACCCAUCAGUCCCCUCGGCCCUCGUUCAUGGACUACUUUGACAGGCAGGACUCGAAGGCCCUGGCCCAGGAGAGGAACAGGCAGGCCAAGCAGCAGCAGCAGCAGUCCUGCCUCAUCACCAGCAGCAGCAGCAUCGUCCCUGACAACUGGAAGGUUCCGGAGGAUGGCAACUUUGAGUUUUUAAAGAACCUGAGCUACGAAGAGCUGCAGCGGCGUCUGAGUGCUCUGGACCCGAUGAUGGAGCGCGAGAUCGAGGAGCUGAGGCUGCGCUACACGGCCAAGCGCCAGCCCAUCAUCGACGCCAUGGACGCCAAGAAGCGACGCCAGCACAACAUCUGAGAAGGCUUUGGAUACCAGUAGAAGGAGAGG